AACCAAUUGAGGGUACACUUCCAACAUAUCAACAACUUUAUCAAAAAUGUUGGGACGACAAACCAGAAUCAAGACCAGAUAUUGAAGAAGUAUAUGAAAUUUUAAGUCAAUUAAAUAAGGAUUCUUUUGAUCUACUAUCUCUGCAACCUAUUAAUGUUGAUAACACGGGAACUGAUGAUAAUGACGACUUAGAUAUUCCUUCUGAUUAUCUGGAUCGUCACGCUAAAGAUAGUCAUAAAGAAAAACAAAUUGAUGGUUCAUCUUCAAAAUAUCAAAGACUCUAUCAAGAAUGUCAGGAUGGUGAAACAAAGUCAAGUCCUGAUAUUGGAGUUGUAGAUAAGCUUAAAUUGGAAAAAAAUUGUUAUAUGGAAUGGUUAGAAAAAUCAAUUGCCGAAGAAUUUAUCACGUCUUAUGAAUAUUCAGAAUUUAAAAUAUUACAAAAGAUAGGAAAAGGUUCAUUUGGAAGCGUCCGUAGUGCUUCUUGGAAAAAUACUGAUCAAGUUUUUGCUUUAAAAUGUUUCAAUGGUGAUAAGACAACAUUAAAAGAGAUUGUCAAUGAGAUAAAAUUACAUAAAAGAGUGGAUUUUCAUGAAAAUAUUUUACGAUUUCAUGGAAUAGCAAAAGUGAAAAAAACUAAUACAAUUCAAAAGUACGCAUUGGUUUUGGAAUUUGCUGAUAGCGGCACAUUAAGAACUUAUUUAAGUGAUCAUUUUAAUGAACUCAAAUGGGAUGAUAAAUACCGGUUUGCAUUCCAACUAGCAAGUGCGAUGGCGUGUAUACACGAAUGUGAUAUCAUUCAUCGUGAUUUGCAUGCUGACAAUGUAUUUGUACAUCAGAAAAAGAUAAAACUGGCCGAUUUUGGUUUAUCAAGAAAGAUUGCUGCAUCGAGUAAUAAUCCAAAUAUGUUUGGUUUGAUACCUUAUAUCGAUCCAAAAAGGUUAAAAGAUCAGCAAAAUUAUAAACUAAAUAAAAAAUCUGAUGUCUAUAGUGUUGGUGUUCUAAUGUGGCAAAUUUCAAGUGGAUAUCAACCAUAUAGAAAUGAUAGUUAUGACGUAAGUUUAGCCAUAUCAAUAAUAAAUGGAAGAAGAGAAGAAAUUAUUGAUGGAACUCCUGCUGAAUAUAGUGAAUUAUAUAAAGAAUGUUGGAAAGAUAAACCACGUGAACGUCCAAAUAUGCAAGAUAUUGUUUCAACUCUUAAAGCUUUGAUCUCUUCCGAAAAAAAUAGCAUGAACUUGCAACCAAAAAUGUCAAAACCAAGAUCAAUAAAUUUCAUGUCGCAAAAAGAAUUUAAUGCUCAAUAUUUGAAUGAGAAAGAGAUAAAUAUUGUUAGUAACAAAAGCAUAUUUGGUUUCUUUAAAUCACAAUUAGAAGGUUCUUUAAAAAUAGAAGGCUUUAAAAAUUUAGAAAUUAUUAGUUUGAAGGAUUUUAAGUUAACUGGUUUGGAAAUAAAUGGUUGUUCUCAACUUAAUAAGGUUUACUUGUCUGAACUUACUAAACUUACGAGUUUAACUGUAAGCGAUUGUCCAAAACUAACCACGGAUGAUUGUUCGUUAAUUAAGUUAACUAGUUUGCAAAGUUUGAAAAUAAUCAAUUGUCAGCUCCUUUUACAACAGCUUACCGAAUAUUUAAAAAUUUCCAGAUUCUUGAGCAAUAUCGAUUGUAAAUUUUGUUAGUUGUUACCG
This is a messenger RNA of Rhizophagus irregularis DAOM 181602=DAOM 197198, 1682 nucleotides long. RefSeq lists its product as uncharacterized. The record is from RefSeq and is a predicted model, not a curated record. Gene Ontology annotation, biological process: protein phosphorylation; signal transduction. Gene Ontology annotation, molecular function: protein kinase activity; ATP binding. Lineage: Eukaryota; Fungi; Glomeromycota; Glomeromycetes; Glomerales; Glomeraceae. Gene Ontology annotation, cellular component: cytoplasm.